This is a messenger RNA of Monosiga brevicollis MX1, 1430 nucleotides long. RefSeq lists its product as uncharacterized. The transcript is spliced from 11 exons. Gene Ontology annotation, molecular function: ATP binding; MAP kinase activity. Gene Ontology annotation, cellular component: cytoplasm; nucleus. Gene Ontology annotation, biological process: intracellular signal transduction; protein phosphorylation. The record is from RefSeq and is a predicted model, not a curated record. Lineage: Eukaryota; Choanoflagellata; Craspedida; Salpingoecidae. The coding region runs from base 186 to 1430 and encodes 414 amino acids.
CUUCAUCUGUAACCGGCAGCGCGAGCCGUGACGAGCACUUCCGCUGGCUGGCUGGUGACGGUGGUGCUGGCUGUGGCGGUGUAGCGGUUGGCGGUGUAGCUGCUGCAGUUGGCGGUGCAGGAGUCUUGUCUGUGGGCGGGGUUGGCUUUGAUACUCCCUGAUUGUGGCCAAGUGGCACCUGCAACAUGGGGGACGACGUCUUUCGGGUGUACCAUGUCAAUCGCUCUCAGUGGAAGAUCCCGGCUUACUUUACUGAUCUACAGCCAGUGGGCAGUGGUGGCUACGGUGCCGUUUGCUCGGCCUUUGACGUUCGCCGCAAUGCUACUGUUGCCAUCAAAAAACUCAAUCGUGCCUAUGAGCUCCCCAUUUUGACCAAGCGCGCCUAUCGUGAGAUCAAGGUUCUUCGCUUCAUCAAGCAUGAGAACGUGAUUGGCCUUCUUGACAUGUUUCUGAGCCAAGUGGAUGUCGACAGCCAACCCGACAUUUAUCUCGUCACCGAGUACCUGCCGGUCGACCUCUACUCUGUCAUGCGUUCUCAGGGCUACCACCCGGUCCUGCUGACCUCAACCCUUGUGGUCGUACGCCCAUUGUUCUUCAGCAAUAUCGUCGUUGAUGCAUCCUGCAAUCUGAAGAUUAUUGACUUUGGCCUGGCCCGUCCAACUGCCCCUGGUGUCGACAAAACGGGCUAUGUCACCACACGCUACUUUCGCGCCCCAGAAGUGUUUACAAAACCGGGUCUCUACGACGCGGCGAUGGACAUGUGGUCGGUGGGCUGUAUCAUGGCGGAGCUGAUCAUCGGCCGAUCCCUCUUUGUGGGCUCAUCGCCCAUCCAUCAAGUUGACGCCAUUUGCCAGAUUGUGGGCAAGCCCAGCGACGAGUUUAUUGCCACCGUCCCGUCUGAAUAUGCACGCACAUACUUGCAGUCCUUGGAGGAUUAUCCGCGCCAAAACUUUCAAGAGAUGUUUGCUGGGGCUGAUCCGGCGGCCAUUGAUCUCUUGGAUCGGCUGCUUCAGUUUGACGAGCGCCGCCGCCCCACGGCGCGUGACGCUUUGCGUCACCCUUUUUUUGCCGAGUAUCACAUUGAAGAGGAUGAGCCUGUGGUCAAGGAUGGGCAGGUGUAUGAUGCGACAUAUGAGCGGCUCGACCUGGACGUGGCUGGCUGGAAAGCAGAGCAAUUUCCAGAUGUUCCCCUGGCCCUGAUGACACCAUCCGCUCAGCAGACAUUUGUCGCUUACCAACAGUCGCUUGUUCAGCAACAAGCAGCCCCGGCGGAGGCCGGCAUGCUCGCUUCCAUCGAUGCCCAACUCGCCGAACUGCGUCAACAGGGCCAAUCAAGCCUCGGCUUUUCUGCAGACGAGGAAGACGAAUUUGUACGCUCCCUCCUCGGCGAAAUUGAAGCCGACGAUGGCAUCCACGACGAGCAAUUUUAG